Triticum aestivum (bread wheat) is the source of this 1011-nucleotide messenger RNA. RefSeq names its product putative GEM-like protein 8. Lineage: Eukaryota; Viridiplantae; Streptophyta; Magnoliopsida; Poales; Poaceae. The coding region runs from base 1 to 579 and encodes 192 amino acids. The transcript is spliced from 2 exons. The record is from RefSeq and is a predicted model, not a curated record.
AUGGAUGAGGUCGAGCAGGAGAAGCAUGAGGCGGAGCCGUCCUACCCGCCCGUCCAACCGGCGUCCGGCACCAUCGUCAUGGACAUUUCCGCCGACAAAGAUGCAGUGACUCUCGGCCCUAAGCUGUACGAGACCGUGAGGGGCAAGCUGUCGCUGGGCGCGAGAAUCCUCCAGGCCGGCCGCGUGGAGAACGUCUUCCGGCGGUGGUUCUCCGUGGAGAAGAAAGAAAAGCUCCUCAACGCCUCGCAGUGCUACUGCUACCUGUCCACCACCGCCGGCCCGAUCGCCGGCAUGCUCUUCGUAUCGUCGGAGAGGGUGGCCUUCCGCAGCGACCGGUCGCUGGCGCUGACGUCGCCCAAGGGCGACACGGUGCGGGUGCUGUACAAGGCGGACGUCCGGCUGAGGAGGGUGAAUGCGGCCAUACCGAGCAAGAACCAGCACCGGCCGGAGCAGAAGUACAUCCAGUUGGUGACCGACGACGGCUUCGAGUUCUGGUUCAUGGGCUUCGUCAGCUACCAGGCAUCCCUGCAGCACCUCGAGCAGGCCGUCAGCGCGGCGGGGAGUGGGAUGAAGGUGUAGUCGUCGCGGGGCACGGGCACCGGGAGCGGGAGGCACUUGCGGCGUACCACAGCGUGAAAGCGACGCGAGCGCACGGCGAUGCCGAUCACUGUCUGACUACACGAGCAGCAUGCGCGAUUGGGAGACCUCGUCGGGCUCGGCGACUAGGCGCUGCGGAACAUCGCCGCCGGGAGCUCAGCAUGGUGUGAGGACCGGCGCUCGCCCGAGCCGACGCCGCACGAGGCCGAGGUUGUCGAGCUGGUGGCCUACGCGACCUCCCUAUACGUGAGGAUGGAGGGGAACGACGAACCGCGCGAGCAUUACCGUGAGGACGCCCCGAGCAGGGGCACGAACCUUGCAGCGGGGGCCCUCUAAUGGCGUAUCAAUGGGCGUCAUGGAUUGCUAGGUGCUGGAAGCCUGCAACCGAUGUCGAUGGGCCUUGGAGUGCACCAC